Molecule: messenger RNA, 1707 nt
Organism: Botrytis fragariae
Lineage: Eukaryota; Fungi; Ascomycota; Leotiomycetes; Helotiales; Sclerotiniaceae
Exons: 5
Coding region: 1-1707 (568 amino acids)
Biological process (GO): fungal-type cell wall (1->3)-beta-D-glucan biosynthetic process
Cellular component (GO): cytoplasm; fungal-type cell wall
Molecular function (GO): 1,3-beta-glucanosyltransferase activity
Source: RefSeq, a predicted model, not a curated record
AUGAAUUCUGGGGCCUUCGAUUCAAUGACUAUCAAAGGAUCGAAGUUUUUCUACUCAAACGGAACUCAAUUCUUUCUUCGAGGAGUUACCUAUGGUUCGGAUUUUUUUUUAGAUAUAUUGGCUGAUAAAGAAGCUUGCGAGCGUGAUAUCAAGGCAUUAGUAUCUCUGGGGAUCAAUGUACUACAUGUUUAUGGAAUCGAUUCAGGUCAAGAUCAUGGGGAAUGCAUGCAAAAAUUCAUGGAAAAUGGUAUUUGUCUACUAAUCGACCUACAUAUCACGUCUACGUAUAUCUGCAUCGAUUCUACUGCAUGGACAAAUCAAAAGUUCUUCGCCUAUAUGGAUAUGGUGAAUGCAUUUGCUUUCUACACGAACACACUCGGAUUCUAUCUAGUCGACAAUCCCAUUACAGAUAGUUCCACUUAUUUAGCACCACUCUCUAAAGCAGCUGUAAGAGAUGUAAGAGGUUAUAUCAAAGCAAGAGGCUAUCGUUCUAUACCCAUUGGAGGAUACGUUCUGACUGAUAGUGAUUACGCACAAGAGACCUAUCGACUGGUUGCAGAUUACAUGGCUUGUAGAAAUUGGAGCAUUGAUUUUUGGGCGUUGACAGACUAUUCAUGGUGCGACAACUCCACGUUCACCUCUUCGAAUUACUCUCGUCUCACCGAAAUUUUUUCCGACUAUCCAUUACCAAUAUUACUCGCAGACUAUGCAUGCGAACCCACCACAGAAGACAACAGUGAUGUUGGCGGCCGGAUCUUUGAUGAAAUAGGCACCAUAUAUGCGUCCAAAAAAGUCGGAUAUUUGGUCGGCGGAAUCGUGUAUGAGUGGGCGAGCUCCAGCGAUUCAGAUCCCAGUGACUAUGGUGUGCUGGAUUUCUUACAGUGUCUCAGCAGCUCUGGUAAAUUUAACCGACAACGUGAUCCAGCUCAAUCAAAUUAUAAAUCAUUCUCAACACAACUUGCUGCGAUAAAUCCUUCUAUAACUCAAAUGUCAGCUUAUACACCAACUAUUACAACGGCGCCAUCAUGCCCGGAUGAAAACGCAACUUGGGCCAACACAAUCACAUUUGUUCAAGCAACUCUAUGUACAUCAAACUCCACAAUUUGUGACGAUUUACAUCGAAUGUCACUUCUUCAACUUAUGGCGCAUUUAGCGUGUGUUUCCUGGGCUAUCAAUCAAUUCUACCUGAAUAAAGGAGGUUGCUCGCAAAAAACAACGACGGCAAGUCUGAAAAGUCUCAAAGCUCUAAAUUCUAGCUGCAUCGAUAUUUUGGCAAAAGCAGGCCCGUUAGGCAAAACACCAAUUUGUUCAGAUAUAACAAUUGCCAAUUCUACCUCAGACUCAAAUAUCACAUCCGUAUAUUCAGACUCCUCAACUGAUAGCCCCAGAUCCUUAUCCGGCGGUACCAUCGUAGGAAUCGUGGUCGGAAUCCUCCUAGCACUUAUCGCAGCCGGUUCUCUCAUCUUCUUCUAUCUACGUAAAAGGAAAUCGCGAAGAUCGCACACAGCCCAAGAACUAGAAGCUUCCACUCCCGGUCAACACGAUACACCAGCUGAACUUGGGAAUGACGGUCAGAAAGCAGAAUUAUGCGCCAAUGAUACAUCUACCAAUGCAGGAGCAACUAGUCCGAAGGAAUUGGCCCAUGAAGGCGAUGCGAUGUUGCCGAGAAAUCAGAAUGAGAGCCGGGAAAUUUGUGAAAUGCCUUGA